GAGAGAGCAACCUUGCUGCUACAGGAAAACUGAAAAUGUUUUACAAGAAGGUUGUCUUCUGAAUUUUGUGUCUGAAGGUACCCUCUUGCUUUCUCAGCAAAUCAUGGACAUCGUUGGCUUUCUGAAGUCGCAAUUCAUUUGCCACCUUCUGAUCUGCUACAUAUUUAUAGUGUCAGGACUGAUCAUUAACUUCAUUCAACUCUUUACACUUAUACUUUGGCCAAUCAACAAGCAACUGUUCAGGAAGAUCAACUGCAGGCUGGCUUACUGCAUUUCAAGCCAGAUGGUGAUGUUGCUGGAAUGGUGGUCAGGCACCGACUGCACCCUUUACACUGACCCAGAGAAUUACCACAAAUACGGGAAGGAGAAUGCCAUCGUAAUCCUUAAUCACAACUUUGAAAUUGACUUUCUCUGUGGCUGGAACUUUUGUGAGAGAUUUGGGGUCUUAGGGAGUUCCAAAGUGCUUGCAAAGAAGGAGCUCUCCUACAUGCCCAUCAUUGGCUGGAUGUGGUAUUUCCUAGAGAUUGUCUUCUGCAAGCGCAAGUGGGAGGAAGAUCGGAAAACAGUCGUACAGAAGUUGCUCAAUCUCAGGGACUACCCUGAAAACUUCUGGUUCCUGAUUCAUUGUGAGGGCACAAGGUUCACAGAACAGAAGCACCAGAUCAGCAUGCAGGUAGCUGAAGCCAAAGGUCUGCCCAAGCUCAAGUACCACCUCCUGCCACGAACAAAAGGAUUUGCUGUCACCGUGCAGUGUUUGAGAAAUGUAGUUUCUGCAGUCUAUGAUUCUACCCUUAAUUUUAGAAAUAAUGAAAAUCCAACAUUGCUGGGAGUUCUAAAUGGAAAGAAGUAUCAUGCAGAUUUAUAUGUAAGGCGGAUUCCACUAGAGGAUGUCCCAAAAGAUGAGCAGGAAUGUUCUACCUGGCUCCACAAACUAUAUCAAGAAAAGGAUGCAUUCCAGGAGGAAUAUUACCGCACAGGAACCUACCCAGCCGUCCCUAUAGUACCACCCCGUCGACCAUGGACACUUUUGAACUGGCUUUUCUGGGCCUUAUUGCUGCUAUAUCCUUUGUUCAAGCUGCUCAUCAACAUGAUCAACAGUGGAUCAUCACUGACACUGGCUAGUUUUGCAUUUGUCAUUAUAAUAGCUUCUGUUGGUGUCAGAUGGAUGAUCGGGGUUACAGAAAUUAACAAGGGCUCCACCUAUGGCAACAAUGACAACAAGCAACAAAAAGGCAACAAGAAACAAAAGUAGCACCUUCAGAGACUGCUUCAAUCCAAAGGGAACAAAUGCAACUGCUGAAAACUCUUAAGUGCGUAUCAUGGUCUUUCAAGUGAGAUCAGAGGAUGAGUAAUUGCCAGGCAUAUCUGAAUUUGUGCUCCUGUUGUUUUUCUCUGGGAUUUGGGCUGGAUGACGUGCUGGAAAGAUGCACUCCUUCAUAUACUCUCAACAACAGGUUUGCACAUGUGUGGUUGGUUUGUUUUCCUAUGAAGUGUCUUAAGUUUCUGAAGAAAAAAAAUUCCAGCGUGCUUGUGUGAAGAGACUCUACUGGAAACUAACCAGAGGUGCAGGGUUUAAUGUCAGAAGACUGGUACAAGAUGAUUAAACUUGAUAGUUGUGUAGAUCACACAGUUUAACAACCAUAAUCUGUCAGUGUUUAAAUACAGCACAGCAGGAUGCUGUGCUUGGUUAUAGCAGUAUUGGACUGAAGUAGCUCUGCUGAACUGGCAGAACUACUGUAGAGUUUUUGUACAUCUAGAACUUAUUCACACCGUGUGCACUACAUGGCCCUUCAAAACUUCAGCCAGACCCCCUGGAGCUGGCAGCAGCAUAACCUGGAUCAGAAUUUGGCCCUGUGGCCUGAGCAGAGCUAAGUUACCCACUGCCCUCUCCUUCCCCAGGCCAUACAUCCGAGGGAUAGCUCAAACCUGCAGUUCUUCAGAGUAAAUGUCACUUUUAGUUUGGAAAAACGGAGGUAGUAAAAUUCCUUUUGGCUUUAAAUGCUACUUAAAAUUCCAUGCCCUUCUAACAGUUGUGGAAAGAAAAUAACUGGGCAUGGUGUAGUGAAAUAAUGCAAAGUGUGCAUUAAAAUGUAUGCCCCACACCCAUACUGUUGUGAUCCUAAUUAAUCUGCUUGUCUGCCUUUUCUGAUAAAUUAGUUUACUUGGUGCCUCAUUACAGUCAGCCUGAAGUAAUAGUAAAUUAUUUUCUUCUGGAGAGGAGGGAGAACUAGGAGAGAGACCUAGGACAGUGGGUAUGGCUGAUAUUUUUAUAUCUGUCUUGAUUUCACACUCUUCUGAAUUAAAUAAAACUAGACUUAAGCUCUGAGGAAAGUGGGUUGCUCUGAUAUCCCUGGUACUGAUUUCAGGACAGCCGCCUCCUGUUUUUAAACUUCCAGAGUUAAGGAUCUGCAAGUUACUAGAAAUAACUUGUUUAAAGUAGGGGAAAAAAAAAGGAAAGGGGGGAACAUUACCUAACAGCAAGUAUGAUUGGAAAAAAAAUCCCAAUUUUUUACAGUACAGAUCCUAACCACUGAGCAGUGGAGGUUGUGAUUGACACUUUCAAAGACAGUCCAUUUUCACUCAGCACAGGACUAAACCAUGGUAGUCUCUAGUGAAGAAAGUGAGUAGUCUUACUCUAGCAGCUGGUAUAAAAACAUUACUCUUUUCAUAUAAUAGAACUGAGACCAGAAGAAACUAAUACAACACUAUGAAUCAUUCCAUGAAA
Sturnus vulgaris (Common starling) is the source of this 2725-nucleotide messenger RNA. Lineage: Eukaryota; Metazoa; Chordata; Aves; Passeriformes; Sturnidae. The record is from RefSeq and is a predicted model, not a curated record.